Molecule: messenger RNA, 2553 nt
Organism: Hyphopichia burtonii NRRL Y-1933
Lineage: Eukaryota; Fungi; Ascomycota; Pichiomycetes; Serinales; Debaryomycetaceae
Gene: ATG1
Product: serine/threonine protein kinase
Exons: 3
Coding region: 1-2553 (850 amino acids)
Biological process (GO): autophagy; autophagosome organization; protein autophosphorylation
Cellular component (GO): autophagosome; cytoplasm
Molecular function (GO): protein serine/threonine kinase activity; ATP binding
Source: RefSeq, a predicted model, not a curated record
AUGUCUGCAGCCUCUCAUACUUCCUCGAAGUCCCAUCGGUCUUCUUCAUCUGAUGGGGAAAGUAAAGAGAUUGGUAUUUAUACUGUUGGUCAAGAAAUCGGUAAAGGAUCUUUUGCCACAGUUUAUAAAUGUAUCAAUAACAAAACCCAUGCUUCAGUUGCCAUUAAAUCAGUGGUGAGAUCUAAAUUGAAAUCGAAAAAAUUGAUUGCUAAUUUAGAAAUUGAAAUCUCAAUCUUGAAAACUAUGAAACAUCCUCAUAUUGUGGGAUUAUUAGAUUAUAAUCAAUCAAAAUCUCAUUUCCAUUUGGUUAUGGAUUAUUGUUCCAUGGGGGAUUUAUCAUAUUUUAUAAGAAAAAGAGAUCAGCUCAUCAAGACUCAUCCAGUUAUAUCUUCUUUAUUAGAAAGAUAUCCUUCUCCUGAAGGCUCACAUGGUUUGAAUGAAACUUUGGUUCUUCAUUUCUUAAAACAAUUGAGUUCGGCUUUGGAAUUUUUAAGAAGUAAAAGUUUGGUUCAUCGUGAUAUUAAACCUCAAAAUUUAUUAUUAUGUCCUCCAGUUCAUUCAAAAUCAGAUUUUGAAAAAGGUCAAUACGUUGGUUUAUGGGAAUUACCAAUCUUGAAAAUUGCCGAUUUUGGUUUUGCCCGUUUCUUACCUUCAACUUCAAUGGCUGAAACCUUGUGUGGUUCUCCUCUUUAUAUGGCUCCAGAAAUUUUAAGAUAUGAAAAAUAUAAUGCCAAAGCUGAUUUGUGGUCGGUCGGUGCAGUACUUUAUGAAAUGACUUGCGGUAGACCCCCUUUUAAAGCUGCUAAUCAUAUUGAAUUAUUGGCAAAUAUUGAAAAAGCUGAAGACCGUAUAAAAUUCUCUGCUUCGGCAAAAGUUCCUGAAUCUUGUAAACGUUUGAUUAGAUCUUUAUUAAAAUAUAAUCCAACUGAAAGAAUCUCUUUCCAUGAAUUUUUUAAUGAUCCUUUAAUCACUUGUGAUUUGGAGAGUAAUGAUGAACCUCUCGAAACGUCGGAAAUGGAUGAAAACUUAUUCAUUAGUGAAUAUAUUUCACCAAUUAAACCUUCUGAAAGAUCAAAGCCGUUACAACCAAUUGGUCCAAUGACUCCUGCUAAAAUCCAAUCUCAUAAUGAUGAUGAUACAAGCCCUCGAUCAGCAACUAAUAAACAUAAGGAUAAUAUUCCAAUUCCAAAAUAUACUUCGUCUUCUUCAAGAGAUGAAGAAAUCAAAAAAAUCAUUAAUAAAAAUAGUCCUGAUCCUGAAUCAAUUAAUGAAUCUAUUCAUAACAAUAAACAGAGAUCAGGUCGUAAUAAAGACGAAUUGGUUUUAGAAAAAGAUUAUGUUGUUGUUGAAAAAAGGGUGGUUGAAGUUAAUGCAAUUGCUGAUGAAUUACAAAGCGCAGGUAGUGGUGCUGUUGCUAUUAAUCCACGUCGUAGACAACCUUCAAGUAUUGAUAAUCAACAGGUACAAAAGCCUCCAUUGAAUCCUUUAUUCAGAAGAUCAUCUUCGAUGAGGUCUAAUUCUGCUGAAAGUCAAAGAAGAGGGAGUUUUCAAGAUAGAAGAAUAUCAAUUUCAAUUUCACCAACUAAUGCUUUGACAAAAGCUAUUGGUUUGGCUUCAAAUAGAUUAUUUGGUGCUAAUGCUAAUACACAUGCGACUGAUAAUCUCAUAGAUACUACCAAUGAUAAAUUGUUAAAUUUACCAACUUCUACAACUAUUGCAAAUGCUUCGUCGUCAAAACUGCCUUCACCUCAACCUGUAUUAUCUCCCGAUAUGCAAGUCUUAAAUACAUUAGAAUCGUUGGCUACGAAGGCACAUGCUGUUAAUUUGUUUGCUGAUGUUAAGUUCAGCCAAUUAAUCCCUUCACCCCCAUCUUCAGAUGGAGUGGAUGAUGAUAUACUUCAUCAAAAUGAUAUUUUACCUCCUAAAAUGGUAAAAGCCAUUAGUGAAGAAGGUGUUGUUUUAUAUGUUAAAACUUUAUCAUUGUUAGCUAGAGGGAUGGCUGUGGCUAGUGAAUGGUGGUAUGAUCAAUUUGAGAAUAAAGCGCAAAUGGAAACUAGUGGUGAAAACCCAGCUUCUCAGGCUUUAAUGAAACAUUCUAAUAGUAUUCCUAAAAUUAAUGAGCUUGUUCAAUGGAUUAGAGAAAAGUUCAAUGAAUGCUUAGAAAAAGCUGAAUUUAUUAGAUUGAGACUACAAGAAGCUGAUCAUACAAUCAGCAAAGAAGCGAAUACCUCGGGAUUUUCGCCAUCUUCUAAUUCUUCAUGGAUCAAAAAUAAUCAAAGCUUAGAGAACUCUGGAGUAAUUGCUGAAAAAUUAAUUUUUGAUCGUGCUUUAGAAAUAUCCAGGAAUGCAGCCGUUAAUGAAUUGGUUAAGGAAGAUUUAAAAGGCUGUGAAUUAGCUUAUAGUACUGCUAUUUGGAUGUUGGAAGCUCUUUUGGACGACAGCUCUUCAGACGAAGAAAAAUUGGACGAUGAUGACAGAGCAAUGGUUGAAAAAUUCAUCGUCAGUAUUGGCAAUAGACUUUCUGUUUUAAAGAAAAAAAUCGAAUUACUUUAA